This is a messenger RNA of Harmonia axyridis, 1405 nucleotides long. Its product is annotated as regucalcin-like. The transcript is spliced from 4 exons. Gene Ontology annotation, biological process: L-ascorbic acid biosynthetic process. Bases 203 to 1189 code for a protein of 328 amino acids. Gene Ontology annotation, molecular function: calcium ion binding; gluconolactonase activity; enzyme regulator activity. Lineage: Eukaryota; Metazoa; Arthropoda; Insecta; Coleoptera; Coccinellidae. The record is from RefSeq and is a predicted model, not a curated record.
CAAUAAAAAAUCCAAUUGUCGUGAAAGCGCGACUGGUAGAGCAGAAGACAUGGUUAAUCGUCUUGGUAUUAUUUGCACAAUAGUUGUUUAGAUCUUAGAUCGCUCAGUAAAUCACGAUUUGGUUUGUCGUCAACACUGCCAGAAUAAAAUCGAAAACAUCAUUCUUAAGAUUCCACAAAAGUUUCCACAGUUGUUCGGAAUAAUGUUGAUACCUUUUUUAUUGUUCACUUACUGCAGUUCUUCCUGGGCGCUGACUAGAUCUCCAGGAUUAUAUCAGCUGACCCCACCAAUUGAUCACGCAGAGGGCCCCACUUGGGAUCCACGAAAAGGACUACUUUUCUACGUGGACAUUCAUGCUGGCACAGUUUUGAGUUAUGAGUAUUGCAGCGGAAAAACUCACUCCUUAUCUUUAUACGGAGAUGUCACUCCAGUUAUACCCUCGAAAACAGAAAAUAUAUUUUUGGUCGGUUUGAACAGAUCUGUGGUCGCUUUAGAAUGGGAUGGAAAGGACAAGAUCGGUAAACAGAAGAUUCUUGCCACAGUAUCGCCACAAUAUCCAAGCAGUAGGUUCAACGAUGGCAAGGCGGAUAAAAGAGGAAGGCUAUGGUUUGGAACAAUGGGAUAUGAGAAUUCUUCAGGAGUGCUGCCCGAUGAAGGUCUACUUUAUAAAUUUACGAAAGAAAAUUAUAAAAAACCUACCCCCGUGAUUGCUCCAGUAAACAUAAGUAAUGGCUUGGCUUGGAACAAGAAAAACGACAAAUUUUAUUAUAUUGAUACACCUACCCAGAAAAUUGUCGAGUAUGAUUACGAUGACGAGAAAGGAGAGAUUAAAAAUAAGAGAACUGUUUUCGAUAUAAGAAACCAGUCUCAUAUUACUGGAUACCCAGAUGGUAUGACCAUCGAUGAGGACGAUAACUUAUGGGUAGCGCUCUAUAAUGGGGGUGCUGUUAUUAAAAUCAACCCUAAAACUGGAAAAUUAUUACAGGUUAUUGCAAUACCAGCUCAUGCGGUUACAUCUGUGGCUUGGGGUGGCCCUAAAUUAGACAUUCUAUUUGUAUCAACGUCCAGAUUUACUUUGAAAUCUGAAGAGAGAAAGCAACAACCUGCAGCUGGAGCAAUUUUUGCUAUCACCGACUUAGGCACAAGAGGUCUACCUGCUUUUGAAGCCGACAUUAUUGAUGCCAUUUGAAAUAUUGAUAUACUAGAGGCCGUAUUCAAUUGAUACUCAAAACAAAUAAUAUUUGUUUAUGAUAUUGUUGGUAUUUAAACCAAGAUUCAUUCUUGAAAGUUAAUGAUUUAAAAGCUAUAUUUGUAUAUCAUUGAAUACAAUUGUAUUUAAUCAAUUUCGAGUGAGAUAUACUUCAAGCAUUAUCGAAACAAUAAAUAAUAAAAUACAUAUUCAGAU